Onychomys torridus (southern grasshopper mouse) is the source of this 2279-nucleotide messenger RNA. RefSeq names its product syncoilin, intermediate filament protein (gene Sync). The coding region runs from base 356 to 1810 and encodes 484 amino acids. Gene Ontology annotation, biological process: intermediate filament-based process. The transcript is spliced from 4 exons. The record is from RefSeq and is a predicted model, not a curated record. Gene Ontology annotation, cellular component: intermediate filament; sarcolemma; neuromuscular junction. NCBI's taxonomy places the organism in Eukaryota, Metazoa, Chordata, Mammalia, Rodentia, Cricetidae.
CGGCCUCGACUGGGCCCGGGAACUGCUCCCCUGAGACUGCACAGUCCUCGCCGAGCAACCCAGGCCAGAAGGAAAGGUGGAGAGAGAAGGAAGUCCGGGAAGCGCCGCUGGGCCGCCCCUCAUCCCACCCCACCCCACCCCGCCACCCGCUCCCACCCUCUCCCCGCCCCCAGGCCCGCCGGGCCCGCGCCCUCCUCCCGCGGGAGAUGGUCCGGGCCAAGUGGGCGCGUCCGGCCCGGGUCGCCGGGAUCUGGUGUCGGCUGCAGCUGGCAGUGCGGCGGACGCGGGCAGCGGCGCAGCCGCCUGCCGAGCCGGCUAUUAAUAACGCUCCGGGUGAGCCCGGGGUCGGGCAGUCAUGGCCAGUCCGGAGCCCCUGCGCGGCGGGGACGGCGCCCGGGCUGCGAGGGAAACGGGUACAGAGGCCAGUUUUCCUCUCCAGGACUCCGAAUCCCCCAAGGAGGCCAUGACUUUCAGCCCAGAGGCCACUCUAUCUCUGGAGGGAACUGUGAACCUAGAAGACAUUCUCUAUCUGGGGGACUCAGUGGACUUUGAAGAGAGUCUCUGCGUGGGAGAACCUGAGAAGCCAGAGGAGACACUAUUUAUCAAAGAAUCGAGGCAGGCAGAGGAGGCUCUGGACCUGGAAGAGCCCGUGAGUCCAGAGGAGACCCUGCUUGGGGAGGAACCUGUGAGGCCAGAUGAGGAACGAUUUUCAGAGGCGCCUGUGGAGCCCGCUAAGAGCCCAAGCCCAGAGCAGGCUGCUUGUGGGGGAGAGAUGGUGGCGGCGGAGGAAAGCCUUCCGGCUCCGCUGAGUGCCAGCACUGAGGAGGGCCUCAGCACCGAGGACCUGGAGUUGCUGGAAGGCCGUUUCCAGCAAUGUGUGCAAGCUGUCUCGCAGUUGGAAGAGGAGAGGGACCGGCUUAUCCACGAGCUGGUGCUGCUCCGGGAACCAGCCCUGCAGGAGGUGCAGCACGUCCACCAGGACAUCCUGGCUGCCUACAAGCUGCAUGCACAGGCCGAGCUGGAGCGGGAUGGGCUCAGGGAAGAGAUCCGGAUGGUGAAACAGAAGCUUUUUAAGGUGACCAAGGAAUGUGUGGCCUACCAAUACCAGCUGGAGUGCCGCCAGCAGGAGGUGGCUCAGUUUGCCGACUGCAGGGAAGCCCUGACCACUCGGGCAGCCCAGCUCUCCGGAGAACUGACCCAGCUCCGAGAUGCCUAUCAGAAACAGAAGGAGCAGUUACAGGAGCAGCUAGAGGCACCCCCAGCCCAGAGCGAUGGGCACUUUCUCCAGGAGAGUCGGCGCCUGUCGACACAGUUUGAAAAUCUCAUGGCAGAGAGCCGCCAGGGCCUGGAAGAGGAGUAUGAGCCCCAGCUGCUGCGGCUCCUGGAGAGGAAAGAGGCAGGGACCAAAGCCCUACAGGACACCCAAGCAGAGAUCCAAAAGAUGAAGGAGGCCCUGAGACCCCUGCAAGCAGAGGCCCGGCAGCUCCACCUUCAGAACAGGAACCUGGAGGACCAGAUCACACUCGCGAGGCAAAAACGUGAUGAAGAGGUUCAACAGUACAGGGAGCAGCUGGAGGAGAUGGAGGAGAGGCAGAGACAGUUACGAAGUGGAGUCCAAGUCCAGCAACAGAAGAACAAAGAGAUGGAGCAGCUGAGGACCAGCCUUGCUGAAGAGCUUUCAACAUAUAAGGAUUGUUUAGAAAUGUAUGGCCGGAUCUAUAACCCAGAAACAACAAAGCAUUUAUAUCAAAGCAUCACUAGGGAUGGACUUUUCCCCAAACAGGAAAGAGUGCCAGCAUCUGGCAAGUAAUUCACCCUGUGAAAAUUAUAAACAUUGUUUAUCUUGCCCACAAAGAUUUUAGGGUUGGCUGGAAGCAGGAUACCAGUCAACUUUCAUCUGGAUUCUUUUCUGUAGGCUGUUAGUACUGAUCUUGAUGCACUGUGGAUGGACAAACGAGCCCGUUAUCUUUCAGCAGAACACUGGGUAAUGGAGUAUCAUUAUCACAUCUUGCAGCAUUGUGAAGGUUAUUUAUUGCUCUGUGCUGACCCAAACCAAGAACGUUUAAGGAAAAAGUUGGGGUCAAAAGGCAGCCAGUCUUUGCUCUAUGGACCCACAGCUUCAAUACCUUUGAGGUAUGGGGAUUAGGUUUCAAAUGACUCCUUUCACAAAGCCAUUUUUUCCCUUAACACCUGCACUUACAUAAUUUACUCUCAAAAGUGUCAAGAUAGCUAUUUUGUUCUUUUUCUUUUCUUUUGACAUAGGGCCUCACUUAUAGCCC